Molecule: messenger RNA, 1842 nt
Organism: Prunus persica (peach)
Lineage: Eukaryota; Viridiplantae; Streptophyta; Magnoliopsida; Rosales; Rosaceae
Product: cation/H(+) antiporter 15
Exons: 3
Coding region: 1-1842 (613 amino acids)
Biological process (GO): regulation of pH; proton transmembrane transport
Cellular component (GO): membrane; endomembrane system
Molecular function (GO): antiporter activity
Source: RefSeq, a predicted model, not a curated record
AUGGAUAUAAGCGUGGUCAAACAAACAGGGAGGAAAGCCCUGGUCAUAGGCAUCUCUGCUUUCUUUGUGCCUCUGAUACUCAACAUGGGGUUUGCUUUAGUUCUUCAGCGAACGGUCACGAUGGAACCAAAAUUACACAAGUCCAUAAUCAUCAUAGCUGUGUUUCAAUCCAUGAGCUCCUUCCACGUCAUCGCGUGCCUCUUGGCCGAUUUGAAGCUCCUCAACUCAGAGAUUGGCAGAUUGGCUGUGUCUUCUUCAAUGGUUAUGGGCCUGCAUUUCAUGCUGGGCCCAAUGAUUUUGGGCCUGGCAGUACCAGAAGGCCCACCGUUGGGAUCAGCUUUGGUGGAGAAACUUGACUCAUAUAUCUCCUUGAUUCUAUUGCCAAGCUACUUUGUGUUCGGUGCUGCAAGGAUCAAUUUCUCUUUGAUAAAGAUGAAGACUGUUUGGGUUGUGGAGCUCUUGACUGUGAGUGGCUUUUGUGGUAAGCUCAUAGGAACUGUGGUGCCUUCACUCUAUUGCAAAAUGCCUGCUGUUGAUGCAUGCUCAUUAGGCCUCAUCAUGAGUGCUCAAGGCAUCAUUGACGUUAUAACUUUGCAACAUGGAUUGUUCCUCAAAUUGAUUGAUGAAGAAUCCUUUAGUAUCAUGGCUCUAUCAGCACUUGUCUCAACUGCAAUCAUAACCCCGGUGGUGAAAUUCCUAUACGAUCCAUCCAAGAGAUACAUGUCCACCAUGCGAAGGAGGACAAUUGAACAUGCCUUGCCCAACGCCGAGCUUCGAAUGCUGGCCUGCAUAUACCAAGAAGACAGCACCCCUCCCAUCAUCAACCUUCUUGAGGUCUCAAAUCCAACCCCAAAAACCCCCAUUUUCUUUUAUGUCGUUCACCUCAUCAGACUCUCUGGCAGAACUGCCCCAGUCCUCAUCACACAUAGGCCAGGGAAAAGGAGUGCCAGAACUUUUGAGUCCCAUGACUCGGAUCGUAUAGUGAAUGCCUUCAGAUUAUAUGAGGAACAUAGCUCUGGUGGUCUCAUAAUGAAUGCCUUGACAGCCAUUUCUCCCUAUGCCACAAUGCAUGAUGAUGUUUGCACCUUGGCAUUGGAGAAGAGGACUUCCAUGGUCCUAAUCCCAUUCCACAAGCAAUUCAACGAGCUAAGUGGCGCAGGGGUAUUGGACAAUAAUCCUAUUAGGUCUGUGAAUCAAAAAAUUCUUCGAAAUUCCCCAUGCUCGGUUGGGAUUCUUCUCGAUCGUGGUACCUUGAACACCAACGUUACUAUUUCAUGCAAAAAUUCGUACAAUUUCGGGAUGAUCUUUGUAGAAGGACCUGACGACCGUGAGGCAUUGGCAUAUGCUAUGCGCAUGGCGGAGCACCCUAAUGUCAGCCUCACGGUCAUUAGAUUGGUAGACCAUAAUAUGAAACACAGUGUGCAUAGAGAUCACGAUAUGGUCCUAAUCAGCAAGUGUAAGACAGCAAUUUCUGGGAGAAAACAACAUGUUUAUAAGGAGGAACAUGUUAAAGAUAGUGUGGAUAUGAUCAAUGUGAUCAGAUCAAAUUCAAUGGAAAAAUUGUAUGACCUAAUUUUGGUUGGGGGACGUCACGAUAGCAAUUCACCGUUGUUCAUGGGACUCACAGAAUGGAAUGAGUUUCCCGAACUUGGGUUCAUCGGAGACAUGCUGGCAUCUUCAGAUUCCAAUUGUGAUGUCUCAGUGUUGGUGGUGCAGCAACAAAUGCUUGGAAGUGAUCGACUGAUGGUAUCUGACAGCAGCUUUAAGUCCAAAGGGAAAGAAGGAUCGUUUUCUGUUGUGGAUAUGCCUCGCGAUGAUAGAGUGCACCCAGUUGAUUAUUAG